UGGUCAAUAAUCGGAAAUAUAGCGUAUGUUGUUAGAUUCCACGGAUAUUUAUAUUACUCUGUACAAAUUAAAUGACAUUAUAUUAUUAUUUCGGUAGUUCUGUAGGUAUCUUUCUAUGCAAGAGUUGAAAAAGUUCUUUGAUACAGGCAAGAUUAGCGCGUGGCAAAUUGCUAAAUACGCAUGCGCGACCACGUACAAUAUUUGGUGGACAACACAACUGCCAACAAACACUUCAGUGCCUUUUUACUAUAUAGUAUUGUUAAGUGUCCGUUUGUUUACUGCAUUUAUUUCGUUAUGUCGUCCAGCGGUUGGGAAUUAGUUGGAAGAAACAAAAAGGAUAAAAACAACGGGAAGAACAAUAAACUUACAAAGGCCGAAAAGAAGAAAUUUAUCGAAAAUGCUCCAAAAGUGGAAGACUUUCUACCCUUGAGUCAAGUGAAGACUUUAUAUGAUACUUUGGAUAAUAAUAAAGAAAACAAGAAACCACCAAAGGAAAAAGAGAACAAAACAAAAGAGUAUGAUGAAAAAAAGAAACAACAAAAGCAGCAGCAAGCAGACAAAAAGAAACAAGAACCUAAAGAAAAAGUUCCAAAAACAAUAAAUGAUGCAUUAAAUAUGAUAGAUCCAAAUGAGCUCUCAACUGUUUUGACCAAUGAUCAAAUCAGGUUUCCAGAGGCUCCGCUGAUUUGGUUGAAAGAUCUUGCUGCAUAUCUCAAUUUAAAAAUACCCCUUGACAAAGAAGAUACAAUCUUCUCAGGGAAACCUAAAGAUUAUCCACUGAGUAUAGUACCUAAACCAAUUUCCUCUAUUCUAGAAAAAGCCAUUCAAAUGGCUGGAGAACAAACAUCACAACUGUUUUAUGAAAAUACUCUUACUGCAAUGGCUACAGACAUGGUGAAAGGAUCACCUGUUGUGGGUCACAAAGUACUUUUGCAACUGUUAGCACGUAUUAAUCCUGAAAUGACUAUUGCUAAUAUUGGUAAACUGAUUACCGUGAGAAAUUCAUACCAAAAUAGGAAAACAAUUGGCUUGUCUUUACUGUGGGCUUUAUCUCAAGCUGGUAGAAAAAAUUUAAGUGUAGGACUAAAAAUGUGGCACGAAGUAAUGUCUCCCAUGUUGGAGGCAAAGAAUUACUCCAGUUAUGUAUCACAAAUUUUCAGUGAUCUUGUUUUUGAGCAUGAAAACGUUAGUGAUCUUAAACCAGAACUUUAUCUUGAUAUUAUUGAUGAUACAUGUUCUGGAAAGCUUAACAUUCCUGCCAUUGUAGGCAGAGAAGUCAAUAAUAGCAUUGAAAGAUUGAGAUUAAUAUUGUUCCAAAACAAAAAUAUAAAUUAUGCAAAGCUAUUUGAAUUGUUAAUAGGACAAAUUACACAGAAAGUACAUGCAAAUUACAGAGACGAACUAAUUAAAGCUCUUGUAGCCUGCUUGGUUACAGAUCCCCUUUGUUUUUCUGUUUGGAGAUCACUUUACAUAAAAAAUUUAUACCAGUCUCAGCUUCUAUUGACAUGCAUUGAUAUCAAAUGGAACAUUUUACAUAAAACUAUGAAAACAAAGUGCUUGAAAGAAAUAUGCACAGUAUUUCAAACAACAGAUGAGAGAUGGAGAAAGAGUAAAGAUGAAGGUCUUGCUAAUAGUUGCAGUAAAAUAUGCAAGGUUUUGUUGCUAAAAAUGACAGCUUCAUCCAAUAAGAAAUUUCCCUGGAGGAAGGGAAUUAUUUUAUUAUUACUUCUGACUGGUGCUUUUAUAGGUUACGAUGUUUAUGAUCAUGGUCAUUUUAAAGGUUCUAAUACAAAUAAGCUUUUGCACAGAAGUGGAUUAUGCGAGUAUGGACAAAAGGCAUGGACCAUAGUGCAAGAUUAUUCUUCUAAAGCACUUGAGUUUAUUGAAGCUAAUUCUCCAGAAUACUAUAAAGCAACUGUUGAAACGUGUAAACCUUAUAUUAAAUUGUCCAGAGAUAUUUAUAUUGUAAUGAGAAAUAUCUCUAUUAAAAUGUAUGAUAAUGCUGUAGCAUAUGCUGGAAAGAAUGGCCCUGUGGUAUUACAAACAAUUGAGCAUUAUGUUCCUGGGAUGUUGGAUGAAAUCCGUUUAAGAAGUAAUCAGGGAUUGGAACUAGUGAAAGUUUAUUCUAGCAUUUGUGCAGAGAAAUUUAUCGAACACUUUAGUACAAUGCUAAAGUGGCUAGAACACAAUGUGUUUGUUGGGAAGCUAAGUCCAGAAAAUUUACAAAAUUAUGCUUCAAAGGCUAUUGAUACCACACAAACAUUAGCGAGUCAAACUUAUGAUUGGGUGUACGAAAAGGUGCAAACAUUAUCAAAAGUACCAUGAAUGAAAUUCAUUGGACGUUUUAACCGAUUUCUUCGGCGAUAAAAAUCUCCUCCUGCUCUCAGCAUUUACUUUUAUGAUUCCAAUGUCGAAACACAGUAUAUUUCCAUAUGUAUUGCGGCGGCCAUCUUACCUGUGAUAUUUGAAGAAUGUAUCAUAUGAUUCCAAUGAAUUAAGACAGUUUGAAAAGUUGGAAAUUCUAUCAAAGUGUCAGUCCUUUCUUUAUGUUGAUAUUUAUAUCAAGCAAAAUAACUAUCAAAGUAAUAUAUAAACUAUCUGAUUUAGGAUCAAAUUUAAACCUG
This is a messenger RNA of Dufourea novaeangliae, 2624 nucleotides long. RefSeq names its product transmembrane protein 214-A (gene Tmem214). The transcript has 9 exons. Gene Ontology annotation, cellular component: endoplasmic reticulum; Golgi apparatus. The record is from RefSeq and is a predicted model, not a curated record. The coding region runs from base 181 to 2325 and encodes 714 amino acids. Lineage: Eukaryota; Metazoa; Arthropoda; Insecta; Hymenoptera; Halictidae.